AUGUUUAUUUUGAAUACAAGUAGAAGAGAUUCUAUUAUAUCAGUUGCAACUUGCAACUAUUCUGAAGAUGAAUCUGUAUUUUGGAUGGUGAUGGUUUUCAGGGUUGCCUUAAUAAUUCGCAAAGCUGCAGCUGAUGACGAGUGCAGCACAGUGACAUCACUGGUAUCAGCAUGCGCCAGCUUCGUGAACUAUGGCACACCAGAUCCAAUUCCAGGUGCACCAUGCUGCAUUGCUAUAACGACUCUAAGCACCAUAGCAAGCUCCACUGGCAUUCAGACUCGCCAGUCUGUCAGUAGAUGCAUGAUGGAUCUUAUUACUACUUACAAUCCAAAUGCUACUGCCAUUGCCACUCUGCCUGGUUUCUGUGGUGUUUCUCUUGGUUUUAGCAUUGACCCUAACACUGAUUGUGAAUAG
This is a messenger RNA of Solanum verrucosum, 414 nucleotides long. RefSeq names its product putative non-specific lipid-transfer protein 14. Gene Ontology annotation, cellular component: membrane. The transcript has a single exon. Lineage: Eukaryota; Viridiplantae; Streptophyta; Magnoliopsida; Solanales; Solanaceae. The record is from RefSeq and is a predicted model, not a curated record. Gene Ontology annotation, molecular function: lipid binding. The coding region runs from base 1 to 414 and encodes 137 amino acids. Gene Ontology annotation, biological process: lipid transport.